GACAAUAAUACCCUUACCUUAUCUUCUUCUCCACUAUCGGUUUCUCUCCCUCUCCCCAAGUCCCCGUCGUCUCUCUCUCACCAUCGAGUCACUGUCGUCUCUCUCUCCUUCUGGCGCCUCUCUCUCACCGUCUAGUUUCCGGCGUGUCUCUCUCACCGUCGAUCUCUCUCUCACCGUAGACUUUUGGCGACGAAAUCGAUUCAAAAUCUCCAAGAUGUCGACUCGUAUACGUGAUUCACAACUUGUAUGUCUCUAAUUUCUGUAUUUGUUUGUUCUCUAAUUUCUGUAUUUUUGUUUGAUUCGAUUGUGUGCUUUCUCUUAUCGAAAAAUUAAACAAGGUUCUCUUAGAUAUCUCAUUUAAAGAGGUCGAUCUAAGAGAAACUGAUUUGAUAGUGAAACGUUGAGAGUGAAAACAUUGAGUAUUUGAAAACUUAAAUCUGGUUUUGAAGUCAUAUUAAGAUUGAUCUGAAUGGUUCCGGCUAAGAAAGAGAUUUUCCGAUAGUGAAAACUGCAUAUUAAGGAAGAGAUAAUUUACGAUAGUGAAAACUGAAUAAUAUUUAAUUAUAAUCCCUUAUAAAUCUGGGUUUCAUGAGAUUGUUGAUAAAUACAACUCAAUGAUUUAUAAGUGAAGAAAAAAGAUGCAUGAAACAAAAGUCACAGGUACAAAAGUCACAGAUUACGAAGCCAUGGCAAACAUGAAGACUAAGUUUAUGGCUUUAUGGGAUGGGUUUUCUACUGAUCCAUAUACGAGGGUGAUGGUACUUGCUGCAACAAACAGACCAUCAGAGUUUGAUGAACCAAUAAUGAGGCGUCUUCCUCAAGCCUUUAAGAUUGGAAUGCCUGAACGUAAGGAGAGAGCUGAGAUAUUGAAAGUGACGCUGAAGGGAGAGAGGGUGGAGCCCGAUAUGAAAAUGGAGACCAUGUCCUCUAAGUUUCAUAUGAAAAUGUCUAAUGCUGCUGCAUUCACCAAAUUAGCAAGUGUUGAUGUUGUGAGUUUCUAUCAUUUUGUUUGUCAGGUACCUAGGCCAUUGUCAUAGUUGGAUUUGGAGAAAGUUCUUGCUACGUCGAAGACGACGCAAGUUGCAGCAGGCGAGUAUUGUGGAUUGAGAUGGUCAAGGGAACCAGAUGAGGUGGAAGCAGCUACUUUGUGUAUUUUUUUUUGUUCGAAGAAAGUCAACGAAGGUAGGCUUAGAACAUGUCGAUCUAAGGAAAAGAGUUUCAAUAGUAAACAUUGAAUUUUCGAAAAAUUAUAAACCUUUAUAAAUCUGGGUUCAAGUAAUUUUAGGAUUUUCGUUCCUCUGUUAUCCAAAAAACAAAUAAGGUUGAUUUAGACUUGUCAUUUGAAUAGUUUUAGUUAGGAGAAAGAUUUUCGGAUAGUGAACAUUGCAUUUUAAAGAAUUAUAACCUCUUAUAAAUUUGGGGCUUAGGAUAUUGUCGAUAGUACAACUCAAUGCAAUACAAGGUUUUAUAAAUAAAGGUUGUAAACACGAGUUGAUCAUAUAUGUCUAUAAAAAACAUAUAAAUGUGUGAAUUUGAAAAGUCUCGUCUUUUAUUAUCAUAUAUUCUUUGUAAGGCUGUUAUCGAAAUACAUAAACAUUAUGAUUGGAUAAGGUAUUUUUAGACCAUGAUUAAAAGUUAACAUCAUCUUUUUAUUUCAUCUUGCAGUUAGAUAGCAAUGAAUUGCACAUCUUUGAGAUUGCCUCUGAGGAUUUAUGAAGUUGGAACAGAAUCAGUAGACAAUCCAAAAGUGAUUAUCCAAUCGGUGUCUUUGUCAAUAAUGUGAAGUGUAUAUAAAAUAUUAUAAAUGUAGUUUUAUAGGAGUUUAUAAAAUUAAAAAUUAGAGAUUUGUAGAGACUUAUAAAACGUUGUUUAUUCUUUGUUACAUCUUGUGGUUAAUACAA
Messenger RNA from Brassica napus (rape), 1901 nucleotides. Its product is annotated as outer mitochondrial transmembrane helix translocase-like. The transcript has 2 exons. The coding region runs from base 639 to 1037 and encodes 132 amino acids. Gene Ontology annotation, cellular component: mitochondrial outer membrane. The record is from RefSeq and is a predicted model, not a curated record. Gene Ontology annotation, molecular function: ATP hydrolysis activity; ATP binding. NCBI's taxonomy places the organism in Eukaryota, Viridiplantae, Streptophyta, Magnoliopsida, Brassicales, Brassicaceae.